Messenger RNA from Westerdykella ornata, 1267 nucleotides. RefSeq names its product subtilase. Gene Ontology annotation, biological process: proteolysis. Bases 1 to 1170 code for a protein of 389 amino acids. NCBI's taxonomy places the organism in Eukaryota, Fungi, Ascomycota, Dothideomycetes, Pleosporales, Sporormiaceae. The transcript has 4 exons. Gene Ontology annotation, molecular function: serine-type endopeptidase activity. The record is from RefSeq and is a predicted model, not a curated record.
AUGAGAACCUCGGUCCUCUUCCUUCUAUCUUUCGCCAUUGGUGCCUACAGCGCAGCACCCAUCAUCAGCUCCUCAAGCACACGUGCCGUGCCGAACAAUUUCAUCGUCGUUCUCAAGCCAUCGGUCUCCAAAUCCAGACUCAUUUCUCAUCUGGAGUUCGCAGAUGAUGUACUGAGCGCACGAGGCGCUGUGAGGAACUCUACAUACGAAUUUCCUGGAUUCAGAGGAUAUUACCUCCAGGCGCCAUCCGACGUGGUGGCAUACAUCGAAGCAGAUCAAACAGUCACGGUUACUACGGCUUCAAAAUCCCACACACAUCUUUCACGGAGAGUACAGACAAAUUCACCUUGGAACCUUGCCCGCAUCUCGCAUCGGGUACGAGGUAGCGCGGAUUACGUGUACGAGCCUACGGCGGGUACUUACGUCUACAUCCUGGACACGGGAGUGAAGGUCACCCAUCAAGAAUUCCAACGCCGAGCUUCAUUUGGCUUCAACGCUGUCGGAGGCUCGAACGAUGACAUCAACGGACACGGCACUCACCUCGCGGGGAUAGUGUCUAGUCAAACCUAUGGCAUUGUACGAUUCGCUAGCAUUAUUGCAGUAAAAGCCGUGGGGGAUACGGGAUCUGGCACCGUCUCACAGGUUAUCUCAGCAAUCAAUUGGGCGGUCCAGGAUAUGCAGACCAAAGGACGGGUGGGAAAAGCAACCGCGCUUCUUGCCGUUGGCGGAGGCUUCAGUACGGCCAUGAACAAUGCGGUUGCUAAUGCAUCCAAUGCAGGUCUCAUGUUCGCCGUAGCCGCAGGUGGUGCAGCCACCACAGACAACAGUUCGCCGGCUUCUGAACCCACAGCAUGCACAGCAGGCGGGACCACUAGCGCCGAUGCAAGGAUGUCUUCCUCCAACUAUGGACCUACCAUCGAUAUUUGGGCACCAGGCGAUUCCAUCACCUCCUUAUGGGCCACAAGUGACACUGCCACAAAUAUUUUAUCUGGCAACUCCGUGGCUGCGGCUCACAUUGCAGGUCUCGGCGCCUACUUUUUGGCCCUUGAAGGACCAAGGACUGCGGUGGCGCUGUGCGAACGGCUGAAGGAGGCCGCCACACCAAAUGUGCUCUCUGGCAUUCCUGGAGGCACCGUGAAUCUUCUUGCAUACAAUCUCAGUGGACUUUGAAUAUGUGUCGAGAAGUAUUCGAGGUGGACAGAAGAAGGGCGCAGAAACCAACUGCGGCCAUGGACAGAUCGCUUGUUUCUAUUUCUUCGUCAGGACG